Molecule: messenger RNA, 7278 nt
Organism: Linum trigynum
Lineage: Eukaryota; Viridiplantae; Streptophyta; Magnoliopsida; Malpighiales; Linaceae
Source: the annotation of a GenBank genome assembly
CCGUAUUUAAUGAAUUAAAUUGUGAACUUUGCUAUUAUUUAUAUAUUUAUUUAUUUUUAAAAUAAUUUAUUUUUAUAUAUUUAUUACUAUUAACGUACUAUUAAACGUACCUUUAGCUUAAAAACGACGUAAAAUACCCGUACGUAUUUUUUACGUAACUUUCCCGUACCGUAUUUUACUAACUAUGCUCUCAGGGUCAUGAACUUCCUCCUCCAUGGAUGAAUGCCAACAAUUCGAUAUUUGCUUCUCAAAUCACCCUCAAAUUAUUUUGGCGUGUGUUUGGAUAUUUGGAUUUGUGUGAAAUUCAUGGGGUGAUUUCCAAAUACAUGGCUAGUGUAUUACUUGUCAACUUCAAAUACAUUUCAACAACUAGUGAUUUGAAAUACCUCCUAACAAAAAAUAGGACCUAUUUGUAAAAUAUUAAAAAUUUAGGUACUAUAGUGUAAGGCACGACAUAUUAAGGUACCGAAACAUAAUAUUACCAUAAAAAUUCUGGACCUUUUUGUAAAAUUUUAAAAGUGUAGGUACUCAAUUAUAAGGAAAAAUAAACUUGGGUACUAAACUGUAAUUUAUCAAAAACAUGCUAGUAUUUCAAAUGCAUGUAUUUCAAAUAUAAGGUAUUUGAAAUACACCUAUCAAACCUACCCAUAGAGUGCUACUUUUACCUAGGAAAGUUUCCAAACUUGCCAAUUACAACAACUAUUGAUUGAUUGUACAUUAUUGAUGAGGAAAUGGUUCGCUAAAACUCCUAACAAGGGCAAGUGUACCAAUGAUAGGAUUGCAUUAUAAUGACUUUUAAUUAUGAAAUUAUCAUAUCCUCGGGUAUCUAGAUUAACCAUUACUCAACUUCAAUUUAUUAUGUAGCCAAUUCAGGUUCCAAGUUCAAUUACUUGCAAUGGUUACAAAUGCUCGAACAACAAAAUAAUUACACUGACCGAGUUCAAAGUGAGAAAGCUCACUCAAAUAAUAAUUACCCCUAGCUACUAGUUAAAUUUCGAAUAAUGGCAUCAUAACUUCUUUCAUUCCUCAUUCAUAAUGCGGAGAGUCUUUAACUAGCCAGAAUCUUGAUUAAAACAAUUAAAACCCUUUUUACUUGAUUGCUUAGAAGGACUCUAUUAUCAACUAAGAAAAUUGGCCAAGGCAAUUUAAUCUCGACUCCCUCUGUUAAAUUUUCGUCCGAUACAAAGCAGUGAGUAAACUCAAUUUCAUGUAAUCCAUCCACUACUUCCAAUCAAUGAUUGAUCUAAUCAACGUAAUAGAGUAUUCUCUCUCAUAGGUUAAAAUAGAAAUCAACAAUACUUUAUCAAGGCAAAGAUGAUUCAUGAAAUAUGCAUAUAUUGGAUAUGAUCGAGUUUAAUAAUUCAGAGUACUCAUACAAAUCAAAUCAACAAACCAUUGCUAGGGUUCCUCAUACCCAAGUGAAAAAUAAGUUUACUCUAUAGAGAUAAUAAAACACAAAAAAGAGGAAGAAUGACUUUAUGAUGAUGAUGAUCUUCUUUGAUCUUCAAACUCCUCUUCUAAGUUUAUUCCUUGAGCUCCAAUGGUGAAAAGUUUACCCAAGUUUUGCUCUAACAACUCUCUAGGAUCCGUCCUCUUUCUGAUUUGAAGUCCAAACUUAGCUCUCCAUUUCAGAAAUCGUAGAAAACCUAUUUAUACCUGAACCAACCGCAAAGUCACGGUCAGAAGUCACAACUAUGACUUUGAGAAUUAUGACAGUAACUUUCAAAACACAACGCAACAAUUAGUGGGCAUGAGGGGAAAGUCACGAACAUGAUAAAGAAAAGUCACAGUCGUGACUUUCCAUGUUUUGCCUAUGACUUUUGAUUAGAGCCUCUCUGAUAGUCUUUCACGACCAUGACUUUUGUUCCCGAUCCCCUUUGGCUUCUUUUUCAACCUCCAAUGCCUGAACCUUACUCCCAAUCCACCUCCAUUUUGUAGCACCUGAAAUAUGUUAAAGAACACAAUCUAGCGUAAAAUUGACAAAAGAGAGGGCAUUUCCAAGGUAAAUGAUCAAGAAAUGAGAGUCAAAAUAUGUAUAUUAAGCAAAUAUAAGAAAAAUACCAGUGUUGCCCAUAAAAAAUACCACUGCCAACUGUAUAGGCGGUCCGAUAAAAAACUUCCUUCACGAGCCUAAGCGGAUAGUCGAUUUUAAUAGUACGAAAAGGUUGAACUACGAUUACAUAACCAAAUACCCUACCACUAACCCUUACAACCUCCGAUACAAUUUACAAAUUUCUUUUAAAAAAUCAAGGUAGACGGUUUGGUACCAAAUGAAUUGAGAAUUCAUUUUAUUUUAAAAUAAAUUAUUGUGACGGAUCGGACUGGUGUGCUCUUGGAGUAUACUGUACUCCACGUACUCGUAGAGAGACAUCUCUAUCUAGACCAUGAAUUAAACCGAAUUUAGGGUAUGAUACUAUACCCUAACUUUUAAUAAAUAAACCCUAAGCAUCGAUUCUCUAAACUCAAACCCAAAUUUCAAUAUAAUAGAAAAUAAUAAUUAACCGUUAUUUUUUUUUUGUGUGAAAUAAACACAGCACAAGGUUGUACGACCUGAACGUAGGAGAUCACAGCUCUUAAACCCUCAUCUUUCGAUUUGCAGCGCCGAGAGGCGAAAGCUCCUUAAACCCUCGGAGCUCUACGUCUAAACUCCACAGUUCAGUUUCCCGUUCCUCCAUUCCCUCCCUUUCCUCCACACCGCUUGUUCGUUUGAUGUCCGCCGUCGCAGCAGCCAGAGCUAAUCCUCUUCUCAAGUCUCUCCCACCUUUCCUAACAUGGCCCCACCUCCGCUUCCGCACCAUCUGCAGUGGCCGCCUCGGCUUUGCCCCCUCCGAUCCCGACCACCCAGUCGCCGGAACCAAGCUCCUCGAUUCUUUCAAGGAGGAAUUCGAGAUUGGCACCAGCCUGAUAACUUUAGAAACCGGCAAAAUCGCCAGGUUUGCUAAUGGCGCUGUCGUAUUAGGCACCGGAGAAACCAAAGUUCUUUCCACAGUCGCCGCCUCCAAAGGCGACGCCCUACGCGAUUUCCUGCCCCUCACUGUUGAUUAUCAAGAGAAACAGUUCGCACAAAGUCUAAUUCCCACCACCUUCAUGAGAAGGGAAGGUGCUCCAAAAGAAAGGGAGCUUUUAUGUGGCCGUCUUAUUGAUCGACCAAUUCGUCCUCUAUUCCCUCAUGGGUUUUAUCAUGAGGUUCAGGUGAUGGCAAGUGUUCUUUCAUCUGAUGGACGACAUGAUCCGGAUGUGAUGGCAGCUAAUGCGACAUCUGCUGCACUGAUGUUAUCUGAUAUUCCUUGGGGAGGCCCCAUUGGGAUGAUACGAAUUGGGAGGAUCGAUGGACACUUCAUUGUUAAUCCCACAAUGGAUGAGCUGAGCUUAAGUGAUCUCAACUUAGUGUAUGCAUGUACAAAGGAGAAAACUUUAAUGAUUGACGUUCAAGCUCGUGAGAUCACAGAGAAAGAUCUUGAAGCUGGAUUGAGAAUGGCUCAUCCAGAGGCAGUGAAGUACCUUGAACCCCAAAUCAGACUAGCGGCAAAAGCUGGAAAACAGAAAAAGGAGUAUCAACUAUCUAUGUUGUCACAAAAGACAUUGGAAAAAGUUGGUACAUUGGCAGAAGCCAAUAUUAAAGCCGUCUUUACUGAUCCUUCUUACGGAAAGUUUGAACGUGGAGAAGCCUUAGAGAAUAUCAUGCAAGAUGUAAAGCAACAGCUUGAAUUGGAAGGUGAUGAGGAAAUCAUAAAAAUUCUUCCAAAGGCAAUAGACACAGUGCGAAAACAGGUAGUGCGUAAGAGGAUUAUUACAGAAGGAUACAGACUCGACGGGAGACAUCUUGAUGAAGUGAGGCCUAUUUAUUGUGAGGCUGGGCACUUGCCCAUUUUGCAUGGAUCAGCACUUUUUAAUCGUGGGGACACUCAGGUUCUUUGCACUGUAACACUUGGAGCACCUCAAGAUGCUCAACGCCUAGAUGCCAUUGUUGGACCCUCAACAAAACGUUUCAUGUUGCACUACAGUUUUCCUCCAUUUUGCAUAAAUGAAGUUGGUAAAAGGACCGGGCUUAACAGACGCGAGGUUGGCCAUGGAACCCUUGCAGAAAAGGCGCUACUAGCAGUUUUACCUCCAGAAGAUGAGUUCAAAUACACUGUUCGCAUAAAUUCGGAAGUCAUGGCGUCUGAUGGGUCAACGUCUAUGGCAACUGUUUGUGGAGGCAGUAUAGCUUUGAUGGAUGCUGGUAUUCCUCUACGAGAGCAUGUAGCAGGUGUUUCUGUGGGUCUUGUUAGUGAAGUUGACUCGACUGGGGAAAUUACAGACUACCGUAUAUUGACUGAUAUUUUGGGCCUGGAAGAUCAUUUAGGGGAUAUGGACUUCAAAAUUGCUGGAACACGGAGUGGCAUCACUGCAAUUCAGUUGGAUAUUAAGCCAGCUGGAAUCCCAUUGGAUAUUGUUUGCGAGAGUUUGGAAGCUGCACGCAAAGGUCGUCUUCAGAUUCUCGAGCACAUGGAAAGAGAAAUUAGUACUCCACGUUCUAAGGAUGACAGGAAUGCCCCUCGACUAGCUAGCUUAAGGUAUAGCAAUGAUGCUCUUCGUCGCUUGAUCGGACCUCUUGGUGCAAUUAGGAAAAAGAUUGAAGAGGAAACAGGUGCACGUCUGUCAGUUAGUGAUGAAACACUGACAAUAGUUGCCAAGAAUCAGAAUGUGAUGGACAAAGUGCUAGAAAAGGUUGAUUCCAUCAUUGGCCGGGAGAUCACAGUUGGUGGGAUAUACAAAGGCGUUGUAACUUCAAUAAAAGAAUAUGGCGCCUUUGUGGAGUUCGGUGGUGGCCAGUAUGGUUUGUUGCAUAUUUCUGAAUUGUCACAUGAGCCGGUGACACGAAUUUCAGAUUUAUUAUCCAUCGGCCAGCAGAUUUCUGUGAUGUGCAUAGAGCAGGAUGUUCGUGGCAACAUAAAAUUAUCCCUUAAACGAAUGUCACCUAGAUCAGCAUCACUAGAAGUCGAUGCCAUUACACCAGAGGUCAAUGUCAGUGAUUUUAUUGUUAGCAAGGAGACAUCAGCAAAUGCUCAGUCUUUGGCCAGCAGUGACUCCACUCAGCUAGAUGCAAAAUCGGUUGCGGAUUUGUUGUCACAGGCUGUCAGCACAUUGGAAGAUUCUUCUACUUCUUCGCCAGAUUUUCGGAUCCGUAGUGUUGCAGAGUGUGACGAGGAGGAAGAAAGAUUCAAGAGCACCUCUAAUAAGUUGUGGUCAUCCAAAUUGAAGCAAAGUCAGGAUUCCUGUUCAUCAUCAUCUACUUUUAAUGUCGUUCCAGACGUUAAGGAUGAAACAAAAGCCAAGGGUCCCAUAAGUGCGAAAAAUCUGAAACUUGGAACGACCGUUACUGCAAAAGUUCAUCAGAUACGUGCGCUCGGUCUGGUCCUUGAUUUAGGAGGUGGAGUUCGUGGAAUGUAUCGCUUUAAGGAUCACGGGAAGACGGACUAUGCAGUUGGUGAUGAAUUGCGAGUUACGUGUACCAGCUUUUCUAGUAAAGGGAUCCCAGUGAUGUCUUUGGAGAAUGAUGAUUAGUUACCCAUCCAUUCUCAGUCUCAGUAAAGCUUUAGAUCGCAGAAGACAGAGUUCAUUACUUACUACCUGAUUGAAUAACAGAAUUUUUUUAGGGUUUUAGACCUGAACCACUUCUCCCUGACCUACUAAAUUUUGGUUGCUAGGCUCAUCAGUGUACCCUUUGGUAAAUUUGAUGUUAGAAUCAACAUUGCGGGUUAGUCACUGCACGAGAUUCGUCUCAUCUAUUUCACGUUCACCUGCACUGUUUUGCAUAAUCACAAGUCCCCCUUGUUGAGUUCAUCUUCCUCUUCCUGAUGGCGGUCUGAUGAACCAUUAGGGAAUUCAAGAGGAUAUGAAAGAGGCAGUCUGAUGAUGCUCAUAUAUGUAACACCGCCACCAGUCAUCAUACGGUUUAGACUGUCACCAAACCGGCGAAUUGAAGUUCAAAAUGACAUCUUGAAAUUUUAUUGUAUAUUUGACUCUUUAUGUGGGCACCUAAUUGAGCUACCACGUGCUAGCAUAGAGCACGGUACGAAUAAUAUAGGAGUUGUGCUUGAUCUAAAUUUCAUGAUCACGGGCAUGUCAAUGUCUUUAAAUAACAUGAUCUAUAUAAUAAUUAUGUGUUUGUGUUAGAAGUGAUUGAAAACGUUAUUUGUAAUAAUUACGAUAAAUAACAUAGUUGAAGAAUUUAAAAAAACAUGUGGAGGUCAAAUCACACCACUAUAGUAGGGAUGGCAAUGGGUCGGGUUGGGUCGGGUUUUGCCAAACCCAAACCCAAACUCAUGGGUUUAUCCGUGAAAAAAACUCGGGGUAAAACCCACUGGGUUUGAAAAACUCAAACCCAACCCAACCCGCUGGGUAUCCGCGGGUUCAUGGGUACCCAUGGGUUUUUUUCGUAAAAAAUUUACAAUAACAACUUCCUAUCAAAAUUAAAGUCAAAUAUCAAUCUCUCAAUACAAAUUAUCCAUAUUUAAAACACCAUUCUAGAAAAUUCAAGCAAAUCACAAAUUAACUAUACAAAUUGUUCAACACCAAUCUAGAAAACUCAAGAAAAUUGAAGUAAAUCAUAAAUUAUCCAUAAAUAACAUGAUUAAUUGAAGGCUUCUUCCUUUCAAUUAAGUUUCUUCACUCUCCACUCGAUAACACAAACUUCAUUCUACACAAUUAGAAAGAAAAAAUUAGACAUGUCUCCACAAACAUAAAUAAGAUUAGUUGUUUAAAAUAUUAAAUAUACCGAGAAAAUUAAUUAUAUGUGUGGGCGGGUACCCACGGGUCGGGUUUACCAAAACCCAAACCCAACCCGGUGAAUAGUGAACGGGUUUAAACCCAAACCCGACCCAAAACCCGUCAACACGGAUUUUACCCGCAUUGACCGGGUUGGGUCGGGUGGGUACCCAUGGAUUCGGGUUUGGUUGCCAUCCCUACACUAUAGUAUAUACUUUUAAUUUUCAUCUUCCUCUUAUUUGUUAAGUUUCUCAAAUAUUCUCAAUUAAUUAAUUUCAUUCCCCUUUCAAUUUUCUCCCUUUUCACUCUCUUAUUUUCUUCCUUUUCAUUGAGAACAAAUAUGAGCACGAUACGAGGGCAUUGCACAUUUCGAACCACGCGUAGGCUUUAAUCGGGUCUAGCAAAUUUAAAAAAUGGGCUGGUAAUUCAUGACACGAGAAAAAAAAUGAGCACGGUACAAUAGCGGUACACUGAUUGGAUGGUCAAAGGGUAAAAUAUCUUUUGUACCAUUAAAGUAUGAGAAUUGUG